Molecule: messenger RNA, 416 nt
Organism: Amoebophrya sp. A120
Lineage: Eukaryota; Dinophyceae; Syndiniales; Amoebophryaceae
Source: the annotation of a GenBank genome assembly
CCGGAGGCCAUCAGUGCCAGUGGCGGCACCAUAAUUUUCGAGGACAGCCCAGCGCCCCAGCCUAAAAACAACUCGGACCAUUCUAACAACGGGUGUCGCCGAGUAGCUGACAGACGGCGGCCGAGCGCCGGGCCGACUAACUUCGCAGCUGUUUUUGAAAGGCUUGAACCGAAGAUGAACGAGAUGAACCCGAGGCCAUCUUCCAGCAUAGCUGUCGGCAUUGGUGCCCAACAUGGGACGAAGAAAGCUGUGGAGCCCGCCGUUUCCCGAACAGCACCCGCAGCUCGCGGGGGCGGUCCUAUCUCGAGCUCUUCCAGUAGUGUGCAAUUGCAGCAGUCGGUACCACCUCCCACUUCCUCGCUACAACCAGAUCGAGAUCGUAUGGGAGCGUCGACCUCGGUUUUAGCGUCUUCAGA